CGCAACGACACAUAACACCAAGUGGACACUCGAUAAGCCUUUCGUCGAACAUGUGGCAGACAUUAGAUUUUCAAAUCCCAACUCUCCCGUCACCGUCGAUCUCCGCCCCUCCCUCCAUUUCUCUCCACCAUUUCCUCCACACUCCACACUCCUCCAAACCUUACAGGAGCAAUGGCGAUGGCCGCCGGACUAGGAACCUCCUUUUGUUCUAUUCCGUCACUCCACCGACUCACCACCGCUACCACCAAUGCCGACUCUUUCUCUUUUCUCAAAUUAUCUUCUCCGUCGUCCUCACUACUCUUCUCCACUAGACUACCUCCAACCAAUCGACAGGACUAUUCUGUAAUAAAAGCUUCUUCUUCUACAACAUUCACCGAGUCUCAAGAUCUGAAGAUUAAUACAAUUACUACGAAGCCGAUCGAAGGUCAGAAAACUGGAACCAGUGGUCUUCGGAAGAAGGUUAAAGUGUUUAUGCAAGAGAAUUACCUUGCAAACUGGAUUCAGGCAUUGUUCAAUUCUUUGCCACCUGGGGAUUAUAAGAAUGCUCUGCUAGUAUUAGGAGGCGAUGGUCGGUAUUUCAACAAAGAAGCUGCACAAUUGAUUAUUAAAAUUGCUGCUGGGAAUGGAGUUGGUAAAAUAUUGGUUGGCAAGGAAGGUAUUUUGUCAACACCUGCUGUAUCUGCUAUUAUAAGGAGGAGAAAGGCAAAUGGUGGUUUUAUAAUGAGUGCAAGCCAUAAUCCUGGUGGGCCUGAGUAUGAUUGGGGCAUCAAGUUCAAUUACAGCAGUGGGCAGCCUGCUCCUGAGUCUAUAACUGACAUGAUAUAUGGAAACACACUUUCUAUAUCUGAAAUAAAGUUGGCAGAUAUUCCGGAUGUUGAUCUUUCAAUUGUUGGAGUUACAAAAUUUGGCAACUUUAGUGUGGAAAUAGUAGACCCUGUUUCUGAUUAUUUGGAACUAAUGGAGGAAGUCUUCGAUUUUUCACUGAUCAAAAGUCUUGUUUCACGAUCAGACUUCAGGUUGACAUUUGAUGCAAUGCAUGCAGUUACAGGUGCUUAUGCAAAGCCAAUUUUUGUAGAUAAACUGGGAGCUACUUUGGAUUCAAUUUGUAAUGGAGUGCCUCUAGAAGAUUUUGGGCAUGGGCACCCUGAUCCAAAUCUAACGUAUGCGGAGGACUUGGUCAAGAUUAUGUAUAGUGACAAUGGACCUGAUUUUGGAGCUGCAAGUGAUGGAGAUGGUGAUAGAAACAUGAUUCUUGGUAGACAGUUUUUCGUGACCCCUUCAGAUUCCGUCGCUAUUAUUGCAGCCAAUGCACAAGAAUCCAUUCCAUAUUUUCAAACUGGCCCAAAGGGUUUAGCACGCUCUAUGCCAACAAGUGGUGCUCUUGAUCGAGUGGCUGAGAAACUUAAUCUCCCUUUCUUCGAGGUUCCAACUGGUUGGAAAUUUUUUGGUAACUUAAUGGAUGCUGGAACUUUGUCAAUUUGUGGGGAAGAAAGUUUUGGAACUGGAUCUGAUCACAUACGUGAGAAAGAUGGUAUAUGGGCUGUGUUAGCUUGGCUUUCUAUAAUAGCAUACAGAAACAAAAGCAAGAAAGAAGGAGAAAAAUUAGUCUCUGUUUCCGACAUUGUAAAGGAACAUUGGGCCACUUAUGGAAGGAACUACUUCUCUAGAUAUGAUUAUGAAGAAUGCGAAUCUGAAGGAGCCAAUGAAAUGAUCAAUCAUCUUAGAGAUUUGAUUUCUAAAAGCAAACAAGGAGACAAGUAUGGAGAUUAUACUCUUGAACUUGCUGAUGACUUCACUUAUACAGACCCUGUAGAUGGGAGUAUAGCUUCAAAGCAAGGUAUCCGAUUUGUCUUCACAGAUGGGUCAAGAAUCAUAUUUCGUUUAUCGGGAACCGGUUCAGCAGGUGCCACUGUGAGAAUCUACAUAGAACAGUUCGAACCUGAUGUCUCAAAACAUGACUUGGAUGCCCAGGUGGCAUUGAAACCAUUGAUAGAUCUGGCAUUGACUGUGUCAAAGCUAAAGGAGUUCACUGGAAGAGAAAAGCCUACAGUAAUUACAUAAGUUCUCUAGUGACUUUUUCAAAGUAAAAGAUUAAACAGUUGUAGGUGUAAGGUGUUAGCUUCACAUAAUCACAUUCAUUCAUCUAGUCACGUGCAUGGCUGUUUCAAUGUUUUUUUUUUAAUCUAAAUAUGUCGAAUUAAUUAU
Molecule: messenger RNA, 2205 nt
Organism: Lactuca virosa
Lineage: Eukaryota; Viridiplantae; Streptophyta; Magnoliopsida; Asterales; Asteraceae
Source: the annotation of a GenBank genome assembly